CAGAGUUUUUUGUUAGCAAUGUCUUUGGCACGCUUAGCUUUGAAAUCAAAUCCAAGUGUGAGGCAUCUGAAUAAUAAUAAUAUACAGAAACAGAGAUGGUGCUCUGAACUUGUACGGCGUUUUUCUACAGAAUCGGAUAAACAACAAGUAGCUGAUUUAGCUGGGAAUGGAAAAUCGGAGAAACAACAAGUAGCUGUUUCCGAUAGUGCCAAAAAAUCAAAGCUAUUUCCAAGAAGACGCCGCCGGGGUAAUCUUUGGAGACGCAGUGAACCAGACUUUGCACCUGCUCUUUUCGAAAACUUACCAACAGGACUUGGAAAUGCAUUAUUGCAAGCCACGGAGAAUAUCAACAAGAUAUUUGAUAACUUUAACUUGAAUCCCUCUCAAUUACUGGGAAGGUAUAAGGAGGACGAUAAGAAUUACAAAAUUCGUUACGAUGUGCCAGGACUAGGCAAGAACGACGUGAAGAUUAUGGUUGAGGAUGGAAUUUUGACAAUAAAGGGUGAACACAAAGAAGAGAAGGAAGAAGAAGGAUCAGAUGAUGAGUUUUGGUCAUCAAAAAGUUAUGGAUACUACAAUAAUAGUAUUGUGUUGCCUGAAGAUGCAAAGGUUGAUGAGAUUAAAGCUGAGAUGAAAGAUGGUGUUUUGACAAUUACUAUUCCUAAAAGUGAGAAACCAAAGAAAGAUGUUAAGGAAAUUGAAGUUAUGUGAGGGUUUUCUUUGGUUCAAAAGUGUUUUUUGAGUAUUAUCUUUCACAUGUUAUGGGUGUUUUUAUAAUAAUUGAAGUUUUCUUGAGUU
Molecule: messenger RNA, 798 nt
Organism: Solanum stenotomum
Lineage: Eukaryota; Viridiplantae; Streptophyta; Magnoliopsida; Solanales; Solanaceae
Product: 26.5 kDa heat shock protein, mitochondrial
Exons: 2
Coding region: 19-711 (230 amino acids)
Biological process (GO): response to heat
Source: RefSeq, a predicted model, not a curated record